Molecule: messenger RNA, 699 nt
Organism: Prunus armeniaca (apricot)
Lineage: Eukaryota; Viridiplantae; Streptophyta; Magnoliopsida; Rosales; Rosaceae
Source: the annotation of a GenBank genome assembly
AUGAUUGAGCGAAAAGCCUAUAACUUACCGAGCUCAACAGCUCCGAAGAAUCGAGCUCUCCUCUGUCGCUGCUCAACAGCCCCAAUUCCUUUGGAUUUCUGGACUUCUCACAAAAAGCUCAGCCCAGCAGAGUUGGGAACUUUCCUCAUGUGGAAGCUAACUGCGCGGUACAUGUCUACAUCCCAGAUAGUAGUUGCCUUCAACCAUUUUCUCCUGCAGCAGUCGAAGCAAUACAUAAGUUUCCUUCGAACCAGUUAUUGUAUAAAAGUAGUUGGAGGCAAGAAUGGGUGGGAGGUCCCCAAAUCAAAGAAUGACCAACAAAUGUAUAACCAAUGGGCAUCAGAUAACAGGUUCAAGGUCAAUGACACUCUCCAUUUCAACUACACCAAAGACUCGGUGCUGGUGGUGACCAAGGACGAGUACGAAAAAUGCCAUUCUGCUCAUCCCAUCUUCUUCUCCAACAAUGGUGUGACUGUGUUCACAUUGGACCGGCCUGGUUUGUUCUAUUUCAUUAGUGGGGUUUCUGGGCACUGCGAGAGAGGCCAGAAGAUGAUCAUCAAAGUGUUGGAACCAGCAAGCCCACCCCAAUCUGCUGACCAGAACAAGCAGAAGAAUGAUGCUGCAGUUGCAAUGGCCACCAUCUCUUCUGCAACUCUCACGUCCUGCAUUAUGUCAUUUGUGGGGGUCCUUUUCUUCUGA